This is a messenger RNA of Clarias gariepinus (North African catfish), 1330 nucleotides long. It is a transcript of the gene c1h14orf119, whose product is annotated as chromosome 1 C14orf119 homolog. NCBI's taxonomy places the organism in Eukaryota, Metazoa, Chordata, Actinopteri, Siluriformes, Clariidae. The coding region runs from base 363 to 947 and encodes 194 amino acids. The record is from RefSeq and is a predicted model, not a curated record. The transcript has 4 exons.
UAAUGCACCCUUGUGGAUGCAAACUGCCGCUAAACGCCAGAAAAGAAGAAGAGGAGCAGGAAGACGUGUAUCUAUGCAUUGUUUUUUCCUGUUCUUGUUUGUUUUUGAGGAGACAAGUCCUAAAGAUAUAACGCAGCCUACAGGCUGUACCUGAGCAAACCGCCGUGUGGUGAUUAGUGCCUCUUCUACAUAUUUUGCAUAUGAAAAUUGGUUUGGUACAGAAAGCACAUCUUCCUGAAAGAGAAACAAAGGGGACAAGUUGUUUUGUUCUGCAUCCAGUGCAUGUGGCAGCACCCCAGCUCACUCCCAUGACACCCUGCUAGGUCAAUUCCUGGAGCUUAUGUUGAUAAUGGUCAGAGAUAAUGGCCUGGUUUCAUCAUGCCAUGCAAGACGCAAGCCUACCUCAAUCACAUUCCAUGAAGAACCAUACACUGGACAAUCAUGCAUGCCUUGAGUCAAAUCCCAGAUCAGCUAUACCAUUAGCUUUAUCCGAGAGCCAAGCUUUGCCUCAGCUCCUUCAGUCCUCCAAUACGUCCUACCCUACUGAUUCAAAUAAAAUUGUAUGCCCACAAGAGGGGGAGCAGAUCUCUUCCCUUAACCAGACUAAUGGUCCAGUGCAUAUGUCAUACGUGACUCUCCAGGAACAGCGUUGUGUGAUUAACUGGUUUCUUGGCUGGGGUUGCCCCCAAAAAGAAUGCUUUCUUCAAGACCUAAUUUCAAAGGCAGUACCAGGAAAAGUCUGCAGCUUACUGGAGCACCUUAACAAACUACAGGUAAAGGACCACUCUCCCAAUAUUUUUGACUGUCAGUUGAGGCUAUGGACACAGUGGUUUGACACAUGGACUGAGGAGGAAAGAAAUGCCUUCUUGACCAGCCUGGAAGAAAAGGAUCCAAUGUUUGUUGGUCAGUUCUACAAAGAAUUAGCUAGUACUGCUGGAAGAGAUUAAUUACUUCUAGAUAAAUAUUUAUAAAAAUGUAUUAUUUCAUGUAUGCCUCAUCUAAAAGUGCAUUCAACAACGCCUUUUCUUUUGGAGGAGUAAAUUCUUUUGGCAAAGUACUUAAGAUUAAUAUUAGAAGGCAGCUGAUCACCCAAAGGAGACUCAAUGUAAUGACAUUUAAAUGACAGACUGUAAUAACAUGAAUGAAUAUUAACAGUGAUCAUAAAUAAAAUCUAAGGGCAUGAUGUAAAACAUGAUUAAAAUAAAAGCAUAUGAUUGCCAAAUGGUCUGCAUGGUCACUAUCUUUUUAAUGACAGGUAAACUGUUAUUUUGUAUUUUUAUUUACAUAUACUUAUAAUAUUAAUUUAUACACUUAUUAUAACAAAUGUUAU